AUGUCAGAUUCUGGAGUCAAUCCACACUUGGAGGGAAUCAUUUCGGACUUUGAAGCUCUGAAGAGGUCCUUCGAAGUGGAAGAUGUUGACACAUCAGCUCACUCGUCACCUGGUUCUCGACGCACAACCAGCUCUCCCCACCGCAACGCCAUGUCCCCCACCAGCAUCUAUUACCGUGACCUGGGUACCGGAGCCACGGUUACAAACAACAACAACCUCAACUACACCCAACCUCGCUCCAUCAUGGGGGGAGGAGGCUCCAAAACUCCCGAGCCUGUGUCACGUCGCUCAGAACUAUCCAUUGAUAUCUCUUCGUCAUCUAACAAGCAAUUGGAUGCUACAAGCCCUGCGUCCGUGCGCUUUGCAACCAACAGCGCCCUGAAGCGCCCUGAGGUUCUCGGCCACUCCAAGACUCCAGAAAUGAGCCACAAGAGGGAGGUCACUUUUGCCAAGACAGACUCCCCGGGAACACGCCGUAAUGAAGGCAGCAGUAACACCAACGGCACCACUCGCAUUGCAGAACAAAGUCACACCCGCAGGUUUGAGCCUCCCAGUCCUGGGGACAUUCGCAAACCUGAAAUUAGCAUCACGAGAGCGCCAGUAGAGAACAAUGGCCACCACCCAGCAGUGCACCACCCACACCAUCCUAAUCCACACCACAACACCAUCGUCACUACCUUCCGAUGCUCCUCACCAAACCACGCUGGACGGAAAUCUCCCAACCCUGACCGGUCAGAAAUCAGUCUGAGCCACAGCAACAUGUCCGACUACACCAAGCCACACCACCCAAACCCGCCGCAUGGCAAAGGGGACAAGGCCCACCACGGCAGCGACUUUAGCUAUGUUGGCAUCGACGCCAUCCUGGAACAGAUGAGGAGAAAGGCCAUGAAGCAAGGCUUUGAACUCAACAUCAUGGUUGUGGGACAAAGUGGCUUGGGCAAGUCUACUCUGAUGAACACGCUGUUUAAAUCAAAGGUGAGCCGUAAGUCAGUUGAGCCUAAAGCGGAAGACAGGAUCCCAAAAACGGUGGAGAUCAAGUCCAUCAGUCACGAUAUUGAAGAGAAAGGUGUAAGGAUGAAGCUGACGGUCAUCGACACGCCAGGCUUCGGGGAUCAGAUCAACAAUGAGAACUGCUGGCAGCCCAUCAUGAAGUUUAUCAAUGACCAGUAUGAAGCCUACCUUCAAGAAGAGAUCAACAUUGACAGGAAGAAGAGGAUCCCAGAUUCGAGGGUGCACUGCUGCAUAUACUUUAUCCCGCCAACUGGCCACUGUCUGAGGCCACUGGAUGUGGAGUUCAUGAAGCGUCUGAGCAAGGUGGUGAACAUCGUGCCCGUCAUCGCCAAGGCAGACACGCUCACGCUGGAGGAGCGGGACUACUUCAAGCAAACGAUAAGGGAAGGGCUGCGGGCCAACGACAUCGACGUCUAUCCUCAGAAAGAGUUUGACGAGGAUGCAGAGGACAGGAUGAUUAAUGACAAGAUCAGGGAAAUGAUCCCCUUUGCUGUGGUGGGCAGUGAUCAGGAGUAUCAGGAGAACGGCAAGAGGAUUCUGGGAAGGAGAACAAAAUGGGGCACCAUAGAGGUGGAGAACAUUGCGCACUGUGAGUUUGCUUACCUGCGAGACCUCCUGAUCAGGACACACAUGCAGAACAUCAAGGACAUCACUGGAAGCAUCCAUUAUGAGACGUACCGCGUGCGGAGGCUAAACGAGUCCAACGGUCACUUCAGCCCACACCCGCCCGAGCGUCCUCCCGCUCAGCUGAAGGCCAACGGUCAGCCCGAGCUGCUACCGGCCGGGGCCAUGCAAGCCAAUGGGGUGUCUAUCCAACAUCAAGUUCUGACCCACGAGAUGUAG
Molecule: messenger RNA, 1854 nt
Organism: Nerophis lumbriciformis (worm pipefish)
Lineage: Eukaryota; Metazoa; Chordata; Actinopteri; Syngnathiformes; Syngnathidae
Source: RefSeq, a predicted model, not a curated record